Messenger RNA from Odobenus rosmarus divergens (Pacific walrus), 748 nucleotides. RefSeq names its product proteoglycan 2, bone marrow (natural killer cell activator, eosinophil granule major basic protein) (gene PRG2). The transcript is spliced from 7 exons. The record is from RefSeq and is a predicted model, not a curated record. Bases 101 to 748 code for a protein of 215 amino acids. Gene Ontology annotation, biological process: immune response. Lineage: Eukaryota; Metazoa; Chordata; Mammalia; Carnivora; Odobenidae.
GGAGAGUCUGAGCUUUGUAAACUCCUCAGGAGCCAGGAAGACCUCUGGGCAAACUCUGAGGGGCCCGUUCAGUACAAACCAAUAAAGAACAAAAGCCAAGAUGAAAGUCCCCCUACUUCUGGCUCUUCUCUUUGGGGCAGUUUCAACUCUCCAUCUGGGGACUGUAACGUCUAACUCUGAGAACUUCUUAGGAGAUGAGCCUGUGCCUCAGGAUGGGGAGAUUUCAGAAAAUGAGGCAAAGGAGGCCCCACCGGGGGAGCUGGCGCUGCUGGAGGAAGAGGAGGAGGGGUACUCGGGAAGGGAAAAUGCCCCUGAGGAGGAGGGGGCUGUAGAGUCUGCCUCAGCCCUGGAUGAGGAGGACAAGGACUUUCAGUGCCCUAAAGAAGAGGACACAGUGAAACUGGAGAACAGCCCUGGGUGCAAGAACUGUCCCCGCUUCCUCCUAUUUAUUUGCCGGAGGUGCUACCGGGGCAACCUCAUCUCCAUCCACAGCUUCUACUUCAAUCGCCGGCUCCAGUGCACAGUCGGAGGGCUCAACCAGGGCCAAGUCUGGAUCGGAGGCAGGGUCGUAGGCUGGGGACCCUGGAAAUGCUUUCGGUGGGUUGAUGGCAGUCGCUGGAACUUUGGAUACUGGGCUCCUGGCCAGCCCCAGCACAGGAGUGGCAGAUGUGUGACCCUGUGUACCCGAGGAGGUCACUGGCGUCUAACUUCCUGCCGCAGGCGCCUCCCCUUCAUCUGUUCCUACUGA